GCUCUUUUCCAUCCUGUGUCCGCUCAUAUUUAUGCAUUAGGCGUUUCUGCAGUGAGUCGCUGGAUAUUGAUGUGUUGUAAGGAGGUGUUCCCAGUCCUUCCUCCCUCCCUCCCUCCCUCUCUCCCUCUCACUCUCCUGCCUGCUCCCUCCGUGCUGCUGAUCCGUGGGGUCUCUGUGUGCGCUCAGACGCGUUUGGCGUUCAGACUCGUAAGAACCCCAAUGGCCCCCCUGCAACGACGGGACUGCGCUAACCAGACGACCAGCCCCGGCUCCGAGUGCUCCUAGCGAAGGCAGGACCCAGAGUCCGGGAGCCUGCUCCUGGAAUACCGCAUUGUUUUGUAAUUUUCCAGCCAGAGAGAGAAAGGUGAAGAUGCUGAUGAUGAGCCCGCGAUGGUGGAUUUCCCUUUUGUGCGUCUGUGGACUGAUGCACGUCGCUCACCAGAGCAGCACAAAUGCACGAAAUGGAGACGCCUUGCUGAACAUGAAGGCUCUUCGUGAUGCUGGCAGGUUCGUGGGGAAGGAGGACACGGUGCCUCUCCGCCUGCUCUUCAGCAGGCACAAUCUCAGCCAGAUCACGCAGGAUGAGCUCAGCACCAGGGUCAAAGCGAGCCCCGGCUCCACGCAGGUGAACCACGUGGCCCAGGCGACCUUUAAAGUCGAGGCUUUUGGGAAGGAAUUCAUCUUGGAUGUGGAACUGAAUCAUGAUCUGCUGUCUUCAGGAUAUGUGGAAAGGCAUUUGUCGGAUAAAGGGAAGGCCAUCAUCACCAAUGGAGGAGAGCACUGCUACUACCAGGGGAAGGUCAGAGAAAUCCCUCACUCCUUUGUGGCUCUGUCAUCUUGUCAUGGAUUACAUGGGAUGUUUUUCGAUGGCAAUCACACCUACAUGAUUGAACCUGGAGGACAGGACGGCAGCACUGGAGACGUCCAAAUUCACAUGAUAUACAAAUCUGCAGAGGAGGAGGGAUUUAAAAAAUUCCUAAAUGGAGAUCUGCCAGAGCCACCUUUUCCCAGCCCUCCAUUUCCUGGGUCAAAGGUUGUUCACAGGAGAAAAAAGAGACAGGCUCCACAUGUGUCCCACAGUGUAGAGGACGAGACAAAAUACAUUGAGUUGAUGGUGAUCAAUGACCAUUUAAUGUAUAAGAAGCACCGGCUUUCCGUUGGGCACACAAAUAACUAUGCUAAGUCAGUGGUCAAUAUGGCUGACAUGAUUUUCAGAGAGCAGCUUAAUACACGGAUUGUGCUGGUUGCCAUGGAAACCUGGUCCGCCGACAACAAGUUCAACAUUGACGAUGACCCCAUGGUGACCCUGAAGGAGUUCAUGAAGUACAGAAAAGACUUCAUUAAGGAGAAAUGUGACUCUGUUCAACUCUUCUCAGGGAAUCGCUUUCAUAGCAGUUGGGGCGGAGCUUCUUACAUGGGAGGAGUUUGCUCUCUCACUAAAGGAGGUGGAGUGAACGAGUACGGGAAAACGGAUGAGAUGGCCAUAACCCUCGCUCAGCUGCUUGGACAGAACAUCGGCAUCUUCUCGGACAAGAAGAGGAUCCUCAACGGUGAAUGCAAGUGUGAUGAUCGCUGGUCAGGCUGUAUCAUGGAUGAUGUUGGCUUCUACCUGCCAAAGAGGUUCUCUGACUGCAAUGUGGAGGAGUACCACAACUUCCUGAACAGUGGAGGAGGAGCUUGUCUGUUCAACAAACCUCUGAAGCUGUUGGACCCUCCAAUCUGUGGUAACGGCUUUGUGGAGCCAGGAGAGGAGUGCGAUUGUGGCAGCCCGGCGGAGUGUGCCAGAGAAGGGGAAAACUGCUGUCAGAAAUGUACGCUGACUCAAGGCUCAAAGUGUAGCAACGGACUCUGCUGCAACAGUUGCCAGAUGGAGGUGAUGGGGGUCGUGUGUCGAGACGCAGUGAAUGACUGUGAUAUCCCAGAAAACUGCACAGGCAACUCCAGCCAGUGUCCACCCAAUGUUCAUAAGAUGGAUGGCUACACAUGUGAAAAGGAUCAGGGUCGCUGCUUCAAUGGAAGGUGCAAAACCAAAGACCGACAGUGCAAGUACAUCUGGGGAGAGAAGGCAACAGCAGCUGACAAGUUCUGCUACGAGAAGCUCAACAUUGAGGGGACAGAGAAGGGCAACUGUGGGAAAGACAAGGACACCUGGAUCCAGUGUAACAAACAGGAUGUUCACUGUGGUUACCUGCUGUGCUCCAACAUCUCACCUGCGCCGCGGCUGGGAGAGCUGCAGGGAGGACUGACUUCUUUCUCUGUAGCACGACACAGUGCUUCUCUUGACUGCAGCGGCGCUCACGUGGUGAUCGAUGGAGACACUGACCUGGGCUAUGUGGAGGACGGGACAGCCUGCGGGACAGACCGGAUCUGUUUCAAUCGUAAAUGUCUCCCAAUGCAACAGUUCAACUUCAGCACCUGCCCGGGGACCACCGACAAGAUCAUCUGCUCUGGACACGGGGUGUGCAGUAGUGAACUGAAGUGUGUGUGUUACCUGGGCUGGGCUGGAGACGACUGUAACUCCACGUCCCCUCUCAGUUAUCUCAUGGUUGGACCGACUGCCUCUGUUUCAGGUAUCACCAGUACAAACAUCGUAGUCGGGGCCAUUGUGGGCUCCAUGCUCUUCCUCGCGCUCAUACUGGCUGUAACAGCGUGGUGCUACAAGAGCUAUACACAGAGAUGCUACGAUGAGUCCAAUGUUCACCGAAGAUUCUGCCGGCAAAUGCCCCCAGGUGACUAUGUCACAAAGCCUGGGGAUGCAGAUUCAUUUUACAGUGACAUGCCUCCGGGGGUCAGCACAAACUCUGGCUGCAGCUCCAAGAAGAGGUCAGCCUGCCUGUCGCACCUGCAGAUUUGCACCCUGUCCUUCACUCCCUCCAUCCCAUCCAUUUCUCAGAACAUCUCACUGUUUGGCUUCAGGUCUAAUGGACUGUCACACUCCUGGAGUGAGAGAAUCCCAGAUGCAAAACACAUUUCAGACAUCUGUGAAAACGGGCGACCAAGGAGCAACUCAUGGCAAGGAAAUCUUAGUGGGAAUCGAAAAAAACUGAAAGGAAAGAAGUUCCGCGCUCGCUCUAACUCCACAGAGUAUUUAACCCCUCGCAUCAAAACAGAGUUUUAUGAUGUAACUAAAUGGGUAGAAGAUGUGAAUAGAAACACUCGAGGACCUUACCUUAGGACGCUAUCCCCUGCCAAGUCUCCCACUUCCUCUACAGGAUCUAUUGCAUCCAGCAGAAAGUACCCGUACCCCAUGCCCCCUCUCCCCGAUGACCAGAGAAAAGCCAACAGGCAGAGUGCCCGGCUGUGGGAGACUUCAAUAUAACAGCCGUGUAACCCAUUCAGCAAAAGACCUUAAGGAACUACACUUGUCUCUCCUUGUCUAUGAAUGAAAAACACACAAAAAUGAAACGAAAUUGACUCUUAAACGACUAAUGAGGAAGAGAUAGAUAGAGAGAGCCCCCAACCGGAGUGGAACUAGGCAGCAGUGUGUGCGAGUUGGUGUGAGUUGGUGCGUAAAACCAUCUCUGAGGCCAUCGAGCCUUCACAUUCAGUGGACCCCCACUCGAUGAUGCAGAGUGAUGGCAGAGAAACCAGCUCCAUAUCCACUCCAGACCAGCUGAAGCUGAGACUGAGCUGUUCAGUCCGACAGGACUCAAAACCCCCACCACUCUGAGCCCUCACGCCCACCAAACCCCCACCAACCCCUGUCCCCGAAACCUUAAACCACAACACAUCCUCCUUGACUCCACUCUCGUCACACUCACUCACUCACGUCAGCGCCACAGUUUCCUGCGAUUUCCCCAGGAGCAGGUCAUCGUAUCACACGGCAUCGUUUGGAUUUUGUCGGACCAUUUUGACGCACGCGAAUCACUGUAGAAACACUGUAUGCAUGAGAUAAACCUGUUUAUCAGCAAACUCCUCCCACUGACGAGACGAGAAGAGAAGAGCAGCAAUCUGAUCAGAAAGGAAAAGCAUGGUGGCGGGGGGACAGUGAUUUUAUACCUUCUGUAGGCUUUGAUGCUUUCUCUCCAUUAUAGGCAACACAUAUUAUAUCAACAAUUAUAACCCAUAAGCCAAGACAUGGACGCAACCCUCACCUUCCUCCUCCUCCCAUUGCCUUGUUUGUGUGUGUGUAAAUAUGUACAGUAAAAAAAACAGCAUAGAGUAUGUUUUUGCUUUUAUUUUGAAGGAGGAAAAGUUCCUCUUCCUUGUGUUGUUGUGCUGUAGACAGAAGUCUCUGUAGAUGAGUGUAGAGACACACCUGUCUGUAAUUGUACUUUCUGUCCUAAUCCCCCCCCCUCCCCCCAACAACACUUUCCUGUGUGACUGUGACCUCUAAGGUUUUCUCCAUCCAUCCAUAGCAGAAUGUGUUCAUAUUAGCACUGGUUUCCAUCCAUCUUUGGGAGAAAUGCACAGACGUGACGGAACACCACAGGAAGAUAUUGAUUGUGGCACAGUUAAGGAUGUCACUGCAAUGGUAUUAAUUUAGAUGAAUAGUUUUACGUGCCAUUCCCGUGUGAAGCGAAUGGACUGAGAUGUGUCUGACGUAGUUAUAGAUUUACCACGUUUCACUCGUGUGGUUUUUUGCAAGUUUCCCCCCUUGACGUGUCAGGUUGUCCUUGAAUUACGUGCUCCCGUUCCCGCGAUGAGAGCACGCGGUGUCAUGAUGAGUGUCGCGACACUGCAACAAUCUUGAGAUGUGCAUUUUGGAUUUAGCUGUGAUGAUUGAGAUAUUUAGCUUGUAAAUGAUUAACUAUGCUGUACAGUGUUUGAGCUUGUGAAGACCAACAGCAUGACAGUUCUAUAUCAAAUUGCAUUAUUUCUCUGGUAGGCUGUUUGUAGGACCACAACGCGGAGCAGAGAGCAUGUCACUGAAAGACUGUUUCCCCCUCACGGCCUACUGCACAGAAUACACUGUCUUUAGGACAAUGCAGAGCAGGAAAUCACUGGGUUUGAUGAUCGAUAAAGAAGGAUUUGUCAUGUAGCUAUUUAAGGUGGAAUUCCCUGGAAACUAUCACUUCUUUGUACAGUUACAACUCAUUGCUCUACCUUGUGUAGACACUGUUGUCUUAAGGCCUCACGUUUGUCAUUUAUUGUUGUUUAGUUUUAGUUCCUGCGUGGACACCUGUUCAUUUGUAAUUCAUGUAUGCAUUAGGACUGUAUAGGUAAUAUGAUUGUCACAAUAUUGGACUAAUAUUGCUAUUAGUAUCUUUUUCUUAAGUACCUUUGUAAUGUUCACCUUUUUCUCAGCAUUAUGUACAGCAAGUGUCCAAACUUGUUAUUUAGUGCAUUACUUGUAAUUCUGUGUGUUUAAUGGGUUUGAUUGGACACAUGAUGAUGAUUUUUUAAAACAUUCUUUUCCCCUCUGGCAUGUGCUGAUCUGUAUUGUUUAAGAUUUGGACACAGGUGUUACAACGCGGCUCUGAAUGGGCUCAUGAUUUGCCUUCGUCCAGAGAACUCUUUCUCACCCUGGUUCUCCUGUGUCCAGUGGUCCAGGCUGUGGAGCUCGAGAUCAUGAUACUGUAUGUUUUUUCCCAGUGUCAAUGACACUCCACUUUAGAUGGGACCAUGCAGGCUGCAGUCCUUCCACACCUGGCAUGAUCUGCUGUUAUCUCCCUGCACACACAGGUGGACGGGCCAAUCCUUACUGGCGACUUUGACAAAAUGCCUCCACAAACGAGUCGUCUGUCUCUGUGUGGCCACAGACUUGAAUGUAUCUUAUGUCCUGGAGCACAGCCACCACAGCCAGACAUAUAACCAUGUAGUCCUGUUCUGCCAGAACACAUCGACACUCUGCUGCUCCAGGAACCGUAGAAGCGCCCACAUGUAUUAGUUCAAAUCUUAAUACUGACGUUGCUGACAGUUUGUCAUUUUAUUUUUUUUAAUUAAUGCCUGUAUGUUGUACAGACUAAUGAUGCAAAAAUCAAUCCCCAUAUUUUUCCUCCCUCUUAAUCGGUCAGUAUUGUAAUAUAUUUAAUAUAAAAUAAAACUUUCAUCAACACAA
Solea solea (common sole) is the source of this 6001-nucleotide messenger RNA. It is a transcript of the gene adam22, whose product is annotated as ADAM metallopeptidase domain 22. Gene Ontology annotation, molecular function: metalloendopeptidase activity. Lineage: Eukaryota; Metazoa; Chordata; Actinopteri; Pleuronectiformes; Soleidae. Bases 371 to 3319 code for a protein of 982 amino acids. The transcript has 32 exons. The record is from RefSeq and is a predicted model, not a curated record. Gene Ontology annotation, cellular component: postsynaptic density membrane. Gene Ontology annotation, biological process: proteolysis.